Messenger RNA from Nothoprocta perdicaria, 762 nucleotides. RefSeq names its product ephrin A1 (gene EFNA1). Gene Ontology annotation, molecular function: ephrin receptor binding. Gene Ontology annotation, biological process: ephrin receptor signaling pathway; axon guidance. The coding region runs from base 1 to 762 and encodes 253 amino acids. The transcript has 6 exons. Lineage: Eukaryota; Metazoa; Chordata; Aves; Tinamiformes; Tinamidae. The record is from RefSeq and is a predicted model, not a curated record. Gene Ontology annotation, cellular component: plasma membrane.
AUGGCGCCCGGGCCAACAAGCCGUAAACAGCCGGUCACGAGCCCGGCCCCCGCCUGCCGCGCGGCCGCCCGUGUUUGCGGCGCGGCUGCGGCCCAACCUUUGUCCUGCCAGCGGGUGACGGCGGCCAGCACCCACCCCGGCCAGCCGGGACACCCGGCGCUGGCGGUGCCGCUGCUCGCGCUGUGCUGCGCCGCGGCCGCCGAGCGGCACACGGUGUUUUGGAACAGCUCCAACCCCAGGCUGCUGCGGGGCGACUACGCGGUGACCGUGCACCUCAACGACCACCUGGACAUCAUCUGCCCGCACUACGAGGGGCGCGGCGGGGCGGCGGGCGAGCGCUACGCGCUCUACCUGGUGGGGCGCGCGGAGCACGCGGCGUGCACGCCAGGCUCGCCCGCGCAGCUGCGCUGGCAGUGCGACCGGCCCCGCGCGCCCCACGGCCCCGAGCGCUUCUCCGAGAAGUUCCAGCGCUUCACGCCGCUGCCGCUGGGCAAGGAGUUCGAGGAGGGGCAGAGCUACUACUACAUCUCCAAACCCAUCGGGCACCACGGCGAGAGCUGCCUCAAGCUCAAGGUGACGGUGGCCGGCCGAGGCACUCCGGCACCRCCAUUCCCGGCUGCCACCCGGAAAGGCCGGAUCCAGGCAGACGACGCGGCYGCCCACGUGCUGCGCAGCGUGGGCCACAACGCGGCCAUGAGAGCCACCAGCCCCCUGGCCCUGCUCAGCCUCCUGCUGCCGCUGCUGGUGCCGCCCGGGCUCUGA